This is a messenger RNA of Stylophora pistillata, 870 nucleotides long. RefSeq lists its product as uncharacterized. NCBI's taxonomy places the organism in Eukaryota, Metazoa, Cnidaria, Anthozoa, Scleractinia, Pocilloporidae. The record is from RefSeq and is a predicted model, not a curated record.
AUGCUAGUAGCAUACAAGCUUCGCUUACAUAAGAUAGUCUCCAAUGAUCCAAACGUAGCUCAGACGUUCCCAAAAGAAGACAAAGCUUCCGACGUCCGUGAUCUCGACUUCUCACAGGACACUGUUCCGAAGCAACGCGCCCUGGGGGUGCUUUGGGACGUUUCGAAUGACGCAUUCACCUUCCGAGUUUCUACGGGGGAGAAACCAUUCACCAGACGAGGUGUAUUGUCUGUCAUCGACAGCUUGUAUUAUCCCUUGGGAUUCGCUGCUCCAGUUGGCGUUAAAGGCAAGUUUCUCUAUCGAUCCAUGGUGACUCGUCAUGACAACUGCCAACCAGAAAACUGGGACGAACCUCUCCCACAGGAGUGGAGACUUACAUGGGAAGCCUGGUGCCAAACUCUGACAACGUCGAGAGUCCCUCGUUGCUACACGACAAUCCCAUUCAAUGCAGUCAGUCGACGGGAGCUCCACACCUUUUGCGACACCUCCAACGAAGCGAUUGCAGCUGUGUCCUACCUGAGAAUUAUCCAGGACAACGGAAACGUCCAAGUCUCCUUCGUCCUUAGGAAAGCCAAGCUAGCUCCCAACCAUGCCACCAGUGUCCCUCGCCUCGAGCUGUGCGCUGCAGUGCUGGGAGUUGAAAUAGUGGAGCUGAUUAUUGAGGAGUUGGAUAUUGAACCCGAGGCUAUCACAUACUACUCUGACAGCAGAGUUGUUCUCGGUUACAUCACCAAUGAGUCUCGGCGCUUCUACGUGUAUGUCAGCAACCGAGUGGAAAGGAUCAGGAGAGCUUCGAACCCAGAACAGUGGCGUUACGUGCUCACACAGCAGAACCCCGCUGACCCGGCCGCACGGUCCGUUAAUGCCUAG